This is a messenger RNA of Cucumis melo (muskmelon), 964 nucleotides long. RefSeq lists its product as uncharacterized. NCBI's taxonomy places the organism in Eukaryota, Viridiplantae, Streptophyta, Magnoliopsida, Cucurbitales, Cucurbitaceae. The transcript has 5 exons. Gene Ontology annotation, cellular component: TRAPP complex. The record is from RefSeq and is a predicted model, not a curated record. Bases 245 to 754 code for a protein of 169 amino acids. Gene Ontology annotation, biological process: endoplasmic reticulum to Golgi vesicle-mediated transport.
UGUAUUAAUGCAUAUCGAAACAGUACUUUGGAGUUGGACUCCGAGAGAUCGAUUUGCUUACACCGUUCACAAACGACGUUCGUUCACUCUGUCCUUGUCGGAGGGGUCUCCGGUGCCGUAAGGCUCCGAUCUGCUGACGUUGUUGUCGCCGGCAAUCAUUGCCUGACGAAUCAAGAGCUUCGUCGUUGAAUUGAUCGCUUCCUUUACUUUGCAGUCUCUGCUCUUUGAGUUUAUUCCAGAAACCAUGCAGUUCUUUGGUGGGUCAGAAAUUAGUCCCUCGCCUCCGGUACCGACAGCGACUGGAAACAAUGUGCAUAUGAUGUAUAUUUUCAAUAGGAAUGGAGUUUGCUUGUUCUACAGGGAGUGGAAUCGGCCUCUCCGGACAUUGAAUCCCCAGCAAGACCAUAAACUUAUGUUUGGUUUGCUCUUCUCCCUUAAAUCCUUUACUGCCAAGAUGGACCCAACCAGUGUUGAUAAAGGAAAUCUUGGGGUGCCUCAAUUACCUGGCCAAGGUUGUUCAUUUCACAGCUUUCGUACUAAUACCUACAAGCUCAGUUUUACUGAAACUCCAUCAGGGAUAAAGAUUAUCCUGGUUACCCAUCCUAGAACCGGUGAUCUGAGGGACCCAUUGAAGUACAUCUACAACUUGUAUGUUGAAUAUGUAGUGAAAAAUCCACUCUACAGUCCAGGAACUCCAAUCAGGUGUGAGCUAUUCAAUACAAGUCUUGACCAAUAUGUAAGAAGUAUAUUGUAGAAAUCAGAGGUAGCGACUACUCUGCCGAUUUAGUUUCAUUCAAUUUGUAUGCUUUGUCUAUCUUUUAUCUAUGAAUGAAUGUGAUUCACUGGAUAAUGGUGCAGUUGCAGGCAAUUAAAAUGCCUACAUGGGAGUUUCUAUUUGUUUUCUAUUGGUUUGACUGUAGACAGUGCACCGGUAUGAAUUAUUCUAGCUAAUCUUUUACCUUUC